Molecule: messenger RNA, 2603 nt
Organism: Serpula lacrymans var. lacrymans S7.9
Lineage: Eukaryota; Fungi; Basidiomycota; Agaricomycetes; Boletales; Serpulaceae
Product: mitochondrial exoribonuclease
Exons: 1
Coding region: 1-2520 (839 amino acids)
Biological process (GO): mRNA catabolic process
Cellular component (GO): P-body; exosome (RNase complex)
Molecular function (GO): RNA binding; 3'-5'-RNA exonuclease activity
Source: RefSeq, a predicted model, not a curated record
AUGAUAUAUACCCCAUUAACGUUCUCUAGAAAUACCAUAGCUGUCUAUGCCGUCGUGCUGGGGACGGCAUUUUAUGAAAGACGCAUUCUUAAUAUCUCUAUGACCUCUCUCGGUGAGGUCAUUCAACACACCGACACCGACACUUGCUUCGAAAUACCAAACGUGUUGCCGAGAGAUCUAAUACUGCGAAGUGGGACUUCAACCAAUCCCUCGAAGAGAACGGAGAUCAUGGCCCGAGUAGAGGUCGUAAAGCGCAUGCGAGAAAUUGAGAAAGAAAUUAUGAAGGCGUAUAAUACGAUUGGUCGACAGAGUCGAUCGCUAUAUCCUCUUGUGAAGGCGAGGGAUCCAAACGAAUGGGGCUCAGUCUCCAUCGCCGAAGCCGUGAAACUAUUGGCUCACUAUCGACCCGAUCAUUACACUACUCUUUUGGCUGUUCACAAGCAUCUCAUGGGCCGUCCUCAUGAGUUUGUAGCCGAUUUCACGUCACAUCGGACAGCCCAAGCGUUCGCAGUUCGCCCCCAGUCCCAUGUUAAUAAACUCAAUCGAGUGACUGACUUGCUUCAUCGAGAGGAUCCCAUAUUAAUGGACUUCGUCACCAAAGCUCGUGGGGUCAUCGAAUCUAGUAGAAGGAGAGCGCUAGAAUCCUGGCAUGAACUUCCAACACGAAUAGAUGCUGGAGUUGUUCAUUAUACAACCGAUGAACUCGUCAUCAUUGAUGUUCUCCGCCAAGCCUUCCGUCGCAAACGUAGCACGCAAGUUGACCCUUAUCAAACGGUAGUGUCAAAUAUCAUCAAGAAAUUCGACUGUUACGACGAGGUAGUAGACGACUCAUUGCUUCGGCAGGUCUUAGUAGACCUUGGCGAAUUCACUCCUUGGGAAGACAACGCUUCACGUAGAAGGGAGUUAGGUUUGGAUUUGCUCCCUGAGGAUAAAUCACCCACGGCGAUAGCACGAAACGAGCUAGUCAAAAAUUCACUGUCUUCUUUGUCUUCCGUGUCCCAAAAAUCGAGUGGGGGGUCUUUAGGUCCACACGAUUUCUACUCGCAUGACUCGCUGGCACAUAUUCGUCAUGACUUUGGUGACCUACCCGUGUAUGUCGUGGACGAUAUGGGUGCCGAAGAACUUGAUGAUGGAGUUUCAGUGGAGAAAAUUCCAUCAGAGCCCGGUUCAGCCUGGGUCCAUGUUCACAUCGCGGACCCGACAUCCAUCCUACCUCCGACUCAUGCCUUAUCUGAACAAGCCCGUAGGCUGGGAUUCACCUCUUACUUUAUUCAUAGGACGUGGCCCAUGCUGCCUCGCUCAUUGAUGUACGAGAAGCUGAGUUUAGGCACAGUCUCAAAGACUGGGCAGCCGGAACCAGUCAUGACCUUCAGCUUCAAAGUCGACAAAGAAGGGGAUAUCACCGAUUGGACAGUUAAGGCUGGGCUAGUUAGGAAAGUCAUAUCCAUCGACUAUGACAGCGUUGACCAAAUAUUAGGAGUUGCACCAAUGCCUCGACCACGCCCCUUCGAGUCUGGAAAUACAACGGACAUCGGUAUUGCUCGGACAUCGUUGUCUCCUUCUCACCGAGAGGAUUUGGAACGGUUGAAUAAAAUCUCAAUGCUGAUGAGGCAUCGGUCUACCUCACAGGCUUACAACUACGUUAUCCCAAGGGCCGUCCUCAGCCUGUCACAAAAGCCACUUCAUGGUGCAUCCUUUGAUCAUCCAAAGCCACUACAAUAUCGCGGUUUCCCGCAGCUCACGUAUGAAGUUUUGUCGCAGCAACAUGUUGAGUAUGGCUCCCGACUGAUGGUGGCUGAAUUUAUGAAGUUUGCUUGUCGGGUUGCCUCUCGGUGGUUCUCUGCUCGUGGAGUACCUAUGUUGCGCCGUAGUUCCAAGGCACCUAUCGCGCUUCAUGAUCUGGCUUUAGAAGAAUUAGAAGCUUCGCGAGAUGUUGAUGGCUAUGUUGAUCAGUAUAUCUCACUCCGAUCGGAUGUCUACACCCCUCCCGUGGAAUACACCCUUACACCUGGCAUGCACUGGAAUAUGGGUGUCCCUGAAGGCGAGGGAUAUGUUCGAGUGACUUCACCUUUGCGACGGUACGGAGACCUAGUCGCGCAUUGGCAAAUCAAGCAUGCUUUGCUGAACGAGUCCUCGCCUCCACUUUUUUCGCCUGAGUGGUUGACGUCGUAUGGAAAGGAGCUGAGGCAAAUAGAAGGACACACCAAGCGUGCAGCGCAAGAUCACCAAAAACAGUGGGCGUUGAUGUACAUCAAACGAUGGAUGGAAAAUGGCAAAUCCAGAAGUGAUCUUCCUGAUCCUUUGAACUGUCUGGUUGGUCGUAUAACAGGGUCGUUGAAAAUCGACAAAUUUAAUAGGGAGGCCCGCUGGACCUGUUAUCUUCCAAGCAUUGGAUUGCAAGGCACUCUCAUCUGUGAUGACCCAGUCCAUCCCAAUCUUCCUAUUGGCACGGAGGUCGAUGUCAAGAUAGACAGCAUCCGCCUCGGUAUCGUUCCUAUGCUGAUACUGCAGCAGAAAUAGGCUUAUGUCAUGGCACUCAAAUAUAUUAGUUAUAGCUAUUGUACUUUAACACUCCACCUCUCAAUCGUACCAUUAUCAAGUUA